GCCAGCCACAGGCUUUUGCAUUGUGGCACCGAUGGUGCUCAAAUGAUGUUUGAACAUUACAAUUUAUUAUGACGCAAUGGCCCGUUAAAGCUUUAUUUAUAUUAUGUGCUAUUACUGCAACAUUAGCGUACCACAGGUCGGAAAGCAUUUGGAACGAUGAGCAGAGCGAUUCCAUGUGGGAUUUGGUGGACGACAAUGACAUCUCAUGGAUUUGGAAAACACGACAGACCACCAAAAAUGUGAAUCAUGAAGACUUUGAGAAAACCGAAUCAAACGAAAAUAAAGCUUCAAUUCUUUGGCGGAAAAUUGCAGCAUUCUUCAAAUCAAUUUUCAUAAUUGGGUCAGAAAAACAGCUUGAGGAUAAUUCCUUCAAAUCAAAAUUCAACAAAUCCUCUCACGCUCGAGUUAAAAGAGCACAGAAUCGGCAGUUGAUGGUGAAAUGCUGCGGCUCUCAGACUUGCAGUGAUGGGAGUACGGCUAACUAUGAGCGGCGACAGGUGGCAAAGGACCAGAAAGAAAAAGAGUCGGCGUUUGUCAAUGAGAUGCAGUACUCGGGAAAACGCAAGAGAAAGAAAAGACCAAAAGUCAACCUGGACCAGCUGCGGGCUUAUGGAGUUUUCACCGCCGAAGGCAUCCACAUUUCCUGCGCAGGCUGUCCAUCGGGGUGGCCGGAUAUGCUGACCGUCUACCCUGACUACGAGAUCGGAAUUCCGGUCACUUGCUCCAAUUGCCCCAAUAACUGGCCGGGGGCGCUCAACCUGCUCGGUGUGGGAGGCGAUCCGACCUGGAAUAAUCAACAACCUUCCGAAGGGAAUAAUGGCUUUGGUCAAGGAGGAGGGACAAAUAAUUUCUUUUCUUUUGACACUGGGAGCAAUUUCGGUGGCGGCGGAGGAGCAGUAGCUUUUCCUCCAAGUGGUUCUGGAAAAAAUGGAGGCAAAACUGACAAUCAAAAUUAUGGGGGACAGGACGAUUAUUACAGUGACGAAACUGACAGUGCGCCGUUAGCAAGGAGCACCAGGCCAAAACGGCGAGGAUCCACCACAGCGGCAGCAACUGGAAAUGGAGAUGAUGGGGAAACGUCGGAGCCAAAUGAAGAUGCUGGAGCUGAUGAUGGAGGUGGCAAUGGGGAGGAGGAAGCUGCUUCCAGUAGUCCAACAGAAUCAACGUCAUCGUCCGAAGUGACAUCCACAAAAGCUGAGGGAGCUGCAAGAAAGUCUGCCGGAACAUCCGCUGCUAGUACAAAUCGUGCAGUAACAGAAUCAACACCAGCAGCGGAUGACACCGAGGAUGGUGGUAGUGAUGCAACAGGAUCCAAUGAUGAAGAAGAAACAAAAGACGCAGCAACUACUGAAGCCGCCAAAGCUGGAAAGACAGCAAAAGCAACAAAAGAUGCAGCAGCAAGUGAAACCUCCAAAACUGCAGAGACAACUAAAGCAAAGGUGGCCACAACAGCCGCUCCAGCGGCAGGGGAUGACUUUAACUUGGAUUCUCGAUGAAAUAAAAUA
Messenger RNA from Neocloeon triangulifer, 1505 nucleotides. RefSeq lists its product as uncharacterized. Lineage: Eukaryota; Metazoa; Arthropoda; Insecta; Ephemeroptera; Baetidae. The record is from RefSeq and is a predicted model, not a curated record. The transcript is spliced from 4 exons. Bases 69 to 1496 code for a protein of 475 amino acids.